Molecule: messenger RNA, 5023 nt
Organism: Zalophus californianus (California sea lion)
Lineage: Eukaryota; Metazoa; Chordata; Mammalia; Carnivora; Otariidae
Gene: ABTB1
Product: ankyrin repeat and BTB domain containing 1
Exons: 12
Coding region: 94-1530 (478 amino acids)
Cellular component (GO): cytoplasm; ubiquitin ligase complex
Molecular function (GO): protein binding
Source: RefSeq, a predicted model, not a curated record
GCGGGGCCGCGUGUGUUUACAUCCGGCCGGGGCGCGCCGCCGCCGCCACUGCUGCCUGGGUUCGUUCGGCCCGAGGUCCGAGCCGCCCGCACCAUGGACACCAGCGACCUCUUCGCCAGCUGCAGAAAAGGGGAUGUGGGCCGAGUGCGGUACCUGCUGGAGCAGCGGGACGUGGAGGUGAAUGUGCGGGACAAGUGGGACAGCACCCCCUUGUACUAUGCCUGCCUGUGUGGGCACGAGGAGCUAGUACUCUACCUUCUGGCCAACGGAGCCCGCUGUGAGGCCAACACCUUUGAUGGGGAACGCUGCCUCUAUGGGGCACUUAGCGACCCCAUCCGCCGGGCCCUGCGCGAUUACAAGCAGGUGACAGCCUCCUGCAGGAGACGGGACUACUAUGACGACUUUCUGCAGCGGCUUCUGGAGCAGGGCAUCCACAGCGACGUGGUUUUUGUGGUGCAUGGGAAGCCCUUCCGGGCACAUCGCUGCGUCCUGGGCGUGCGCAGUGCCUACUUUGCCAACAUGCUGGACACCAAAUGGAAGGGCAAGAACGUCGUGGUCCUGAGGCACCCACUGAUCAACCCCGUGGCCUUUGGGGCCCUGCUGCAGUACCUGUACACAGGCCGCCUUGACAUCGGUGUGGAACACGUUAGCGACUGCGAGCGCCUGGCCAAGCAAUGCCAGCUGUGGGACCUGCUCAGCGACCUGGAGGCCAAGUGCGAGAAGGUGUCCGAGUUUGUGGCAUCCAAGCCAGGCACGUGUGUGAAGGUGCUGACUAUUGAGCCCCCCACAGCAGACCCCCGGCUUCGGGAGGACAUGGCCCUGCUGGCCGACUGCGCCCUGCCCCCUGAGCUCCGUGGUGAUCUCGGGGAGCUGCCCUUCCCUUGCCCUGACGGCUUCAACAGCUGUCCUGAUGUCUGCUUUCGGGUGGAAGGUUGCGGCUUUCUCUGCCACAAGGCCUUCUUCUGCGGCCGCAGCGACUACUUCCAGGCCCUGCUGGACGACCACUUCAGAGAAAACGAGGAGCUGGAGGCCUCAGGCGGCCUCCCGGCCAUCACUCUCCACGGCAUCUCACCCGACAUCUUCACGCACGUGCUCUAUUACAUCUAUAGCGACCACACAGAGCUGCCCCCCGAGGCGGCCUAUGAUGUGCUGAGCGUGGCCGACAUGUACCUGUUGCCAGGCCUGAAGCGGCUGUGUGGCCGCAGCCUGGCCCAGCUGCUGGACGAGGACAGCGUGGUGGGUGUGUGGCGCGUGGCCAAGCUGUUCCGCUUGGCGCGCCUCGAGGACCAGUGCACUGAGUACAUGGCCAAGGUCAUCGAGAAGCUGGUGGAGCGGGAGGACUUCGUGGAGGCCGUGCGGGAGGAGGCGGCGGCCGUGGCUGCCCGGCAGGAGACGGACUCCAUCCCGCUGGUGGACGACAUCCGCUUCCACGUGGCCAGCACGGUGCAGACCUACAGCGCCAUUGAGGAGGCGCAGCAGCGGCUGCGGGCACUGGAGGACCUGCUGGUGUCCAUUGGCCUGGACUGCUGACUGUCAGCUUGUAGCACGUGUGGGCCGCUGUGUGUGUACGCGCGCGUGCGCGUGUACAGCUCGUCUUUCUGUUCCUUGUUAUGUUGAGGGCAUCGUGGUGGGCUGAGGGGGCUCCGUGGGGUACCCCUCCCACUACAUGCCUGGGGGCCCCAGGGGAGGGUCAGGAUGAGCCCCCUCCCCCAACACAAGCCAGCCCCCAAGGCCCUGGGGCUGGGCACUGCUCAGGGAAACCUGGGGUGGGGGUCUCUUUGGGCCUCCCUCCCCCAGGCCCCUCCACACCCCCGCUCUCCUGGCCCUGGCUUGUUUGCUUCCAAGCCAAGCCAGCAAGCAGGCUUCUCUGAGGAGCCGAGGUGGCCCACAGGGAGCAGAGAAGUCUGUGUGUGGUAAUAAAGCUUCAUUUGCCGUGGGAGCCUGAGCCUGUGUCUGGGGUGGGCACAGGAGCAGGAGUUGGGGAGGACCAGGGAGGAAGCUCUGGAUUUGGAGCCCCUCGUCCAAGCUGGGAAGGCCUCGGUGCCCAACAGUGGCUUCUCGGGGGCUGGUGGGGUGUGUCUGUGGGUCUGAGUAGGCAGGCCCUCUCUGCAGGGGCCCUGAGCUUCCCCAGCUGGGCCCAGCCUCGCCAGUGGUGGGACUCCCCUCAGGCCCAGCUUUUGCCUUGAGCUCCUCUUGGCGAAGUCCGACCCACCUCCCUGCCCUCCGUGGUCCUGGGGGAGGUUUAGUGCGAGGCUGACUGAGCCAUCAGAGGCUGCUUCCCCCUCAGACAGGCAAGGACCGGCUUCCAAGCCAGACAUAUUUCUAGCACUCAUUUGUUGAGCACCGCCUGUACACCAGAGGCUGUUCGUCUAGCUGUGGUCUCACCACCAGCACCCGCAUUUUACAGCUGUCAGGACGGAGGCUGGGCCAGAGGGGCGAGGCCCCAGUCAGCCCUGCAGUCCCAGGAGGAGGGCCGGGGAGGAGGGGUGGAGCUGGAAGGAGUAGGAGGAGGCCCAGUGACCCCAGCUAGCCCCAGCCUGGCUCCCUCCACUCCCCAGCCCACUGGCUGCUGGCUGUGGGGACUAACCUCCAUCUGCCCUCAGCCCAGGGCCAGCCUCCUUCUUGGGGCGGCCUCCUGGCCCCUGCCACAGGGGCCGUGACAUUAUCAGGGAUGUCAGAGGCAGCUUUCUCAGGAUACCCUGUAGGCUGCCCCCACCGCAGUCCCUUGGGUCCUGAGGCCCAGGCAGCAAGCACCCUGAGGCCUGCCCCCUUCUGCUCUGGGAACAGCAGUGGGUGUCCUGGCCCUCCCUGCAGUUGUUGUUCUGCCCUUUGUGCCUUUUUACUCUUGUCAGUUCCAGAACUUCUGGGAUCUUUUCCUUAAGCCCCUCCGUGCUUUUCAUCCAUAUUGGUCUGGCAUGUUGCUCACAUGUGGUCAGCUGUAAGAUCAGUUGGGUCAGUUGAACAAGGUACCCAGUAGGUAAGAGGGUGAUUGGUGUGGAGGAGGGGAACUUGCCAAGUAGACAGCGGGGCCUGCUGGGUGGAGGGCAGGGCUUGGGCAUGGGCCUGGGAGCCUGAAGAGGCCCAGGAUGAGACUGGAGGAGGUCAGCAUGGCCAGGGUCCAGGCCCCCACUGCGGCCAGAGUUCCCACCCUCGCUCUACUUCUUACUGCCUGGUCACAGCUCCAUGCCUCAGUUUGCCCAGCUGCCUCCCUCCUUGCUUGGGGCAUUAAAAGUGAGUUCCUGCUAUUUGUGGAGGGGACCACACCGGCCCAGGGAGUGAGCUUGUUGUGUAUUUGUGAAAUGCUGGGCUCCACCCAAGGUGUGGAGGGAGGGACAAGGAGGGUGCGGCAGGGGCUGUCUUCAGCUUUGCAAGGUCAUUCCGCUUGCUCUGGGCACCCAGGCAGGAAGGGUGGGGCCAGGCUGGUGGCCUAAGAGCCACAGGUCCCACCUGAGACCGCACACUAACUCCACGUGCGCCAAGGUAUGUAGUAAGAAGUUUAAACAUUAAAAAAAGUUUUUUUAAUUACGAUGCAUUUUUUCAAAAACGAUUUUAUUAGAAAGCAAGCAUGGGGGGGGAGGGGCAGAAGGAGAGGGAGAGAGAGAAUCUCAAGCAGAUUCCGUGCUGAGGACAGAGCCUGACGUGGGGCUCGAUCCCACGACCCCAAGAUCACGACCUGAGCCAAAACCAAGAGUCGGAUGCUUAACCGACUGCACUACCCAGGCACCCCAAUUACGAUGCAUUUUUUAAAAAUAGAUACUAGGGAUGAAAGUGAACUGGCAUAGCAAACACAUCUUUUUUACAGCUAUUACUUGAAAGCGUAUUUGUUUUAUAACAGAUUGUAAGUAAAAACCUAAGUGAGGAGGUUUCAGGGGAAAUGCUCUGGAUGUGGUACUUUGCAGGUCACCGAGAGAGCGAGUCUGGGGAGCUGUGCCGGCCAGGGAGGCAGUGGGGCCGGGGGAGUCCAUGUGCCUGGGACCGUGGCCGGUCCCCUCAGCCCCUGGGCCACAGGGGCAUCCACCAAUUACCUCAUCACACCUUCCUCCUUUUCUCGGCUACUUAUGGUCUACGGUGGGGAAGGUGUUCAGUGCGGUGUUGCAAACAGGAAACAGUGAGAACAGCCUCCGGGAGCCCAGCGGGGAAGGAAAUGGUAGUAAACCGGUGUGGCCGAGCUUCCGGUGGUCCUGAGGAUGCUCGGUGGUGGCCUGUGUACACACGGGGGGUGCGGGGGCUGUCUGCCUGCCUGGCGGUGCUCCCUGGAAGCCCGGGCUCAGAAACACAGGGCCGGCUUCCAGAGUGAGAGCUGAGGGUUUCAUCUGAUUUCUGUGUUGUUUCCAUAGUGUGGCUGUAUUGCAUUUAGAAUUAAAAAGCACAUCUGUCCCUCAGGUAGCAACUUUAAUUCAUUCCUGCCGAGUGAAAACAUAUGUCCAUGAAUUUUAUUGGGAAAGCUAAGCAUUCUAUCCCAACUCAAGAUACACAUUUUUCACAGAAGGAAAAAUAGAUCAGCUGAGCGCUGACCAAAGAAGCAACAAGCACAGCUUAUACAAAGAUGUAAUGUGGGGAUGGCUUGUCGCACCCCCAGGGAGAGAAAAGGAGCCACGGCGGGCUGUGCGGGGCAGGCGAGGCACUCUCUUCUCAGGUGCUGUGUGCUGAGUCGUGCUGGAGCUCAGAGAAACAUCAGGAAUCCCGAUCCUGUCUUUAUUUAAAAUGCUGCUAUUGGGUUCAUCAUGCAUUUUUUAUGUUACUUUUAAUUUAAAGCACAUGAAAGUAUUACUUAUCUUGUUCAUGAAGAUUCUUGGUGCCCCUUUUACAUUGUGUCCCAGGCAAGUGUCUUACUUGGCCUCACCCUGGUCCUGGUCCUGACCCAAACAGUCAUUACAUGAGGCAGGUCUAUGAUGAAUAUAUAACAUAUUUUCUCAACCAUCGAUUAAAAUCUUCCCCACUUGCAAAGAAAUAAAAAUUUAAAAAAAGAGAGUGAUGGCUCUGCAUAUGUUCUUUCAUCCACCUGGAAAACGGCACAGCCUUU